GGGAAAUGAACAAACUCUCCCAAAGCCGGCUGUUGCGGGGGCGUGGCCUCUGCGCCGCUCUCCACCAAUCACCGAGCAGAUUGGGGGAGGGGCGUGGCCAGCCCGCCUUCCUGGUCCGGUGCCGCUUGAGGACGCGGCUGCCGGUCCGCGACCACCGCAGCGGGAGCGAGGGGACCCCCGGGAGCAGCCGGGGUUAAACAGGAGCAGAGAGACCCCCGGCACCACCCAAAAUCAGAGCAGAGGAACCUCCGCGAGCAACCAGGACCGAGCAGGAGCAGAGGGACCCCCGGGAACAGCUGGGGCUGAACCAGAGGGACCCCCGGGACCACCCAGAACGAGAGCAGAGGGACCCCCAGGAGCAGACAGAGCCGAACAGGAGCAGAGGGACCCCCGAGACCGAGCAGGAACACAGGGACCCCCCAGAACCAGAGCAGAGGGACCCUCGGGACCGAGCCGGAGCAGCGCGACCCCCGCCCGGGAGCAGCGGUUCCCCCGUGCCGCCGGUGCUGCGGGCAGCAUGGCGCAGUGGCAGGAGGUGCAGGGCUUGGCCAACACUUACCUGGAGCAGGUGGACCAGCUGUACGCGGGCUCGGCGCUGCCCAUGGCCGUGCGCCAGUCCCUGGCGGCCUGGAUCGAGAGCCAGAACUGGCGCCAGGCGGCGGAGCCGCUCAGCUCGCACGCCCGCAUCCUGUUCCACUCCUUACUGGUCUUACUGGGAGAGUGCGUGGGCAGCCUGGGCUCGGACCGCGAGGAUCUCACGCUGAAGCACAACCUCCGCAAGGCCCACCGCGAGCUCCAGGCCGAGUUCCAGGAGAAGCCGGAGAGAUUCGCCAACCUGGUGGCCAACCUGCUGCAGGAGGAGCGGCGGAUCCUGCGCCUCGGGCAGGCCGGGGGGCAGGAGGGGUCGGUCCCCGCGCCCAGCCCAGCUUUGGAGGGCGGGAGGGAGCAGCAGAUCCAGCGGCGUUUGGCUGAGUUCCACACAGCCCUGCAGGAAGCCGAACGAGCCUUCAGGCACCUGGAGGAUUUGCAGGAUGCUUUCGAUUUCUGCUUCAAGGUGCAUUACCGGCCAGGUGAGGAGAAGAACCGGGACCCCGCGUACCUGCAGGAGCUCCAAUCCCUCCAAGCCAAACUGCAGAACCUGGACCGGCAGCGGCGGGAGGUGCUGGCACAGAUGCAGCAGCUUUUGGGGCGCAGUGAGACCCUGCAGGAGCUGCUGCAGCAGGAAUUGGGGGGCUGGAGGACGCGGCAGCAGCACCUGUGCUUGGGGGGCUCCGCCGACACCAACCUGCGCCCGCUGGAGACCUGGUUCACGGAGCUGGGCCAGGGGCUGUUCCAGCUGCGGCAGCUGCUGCGGGCGCUGGGGGACCUGCGACAGAAGGUGACCUACGCCAGGGACCCGCUGGUGGCAGAGACGCCCCUGCUGGAGCAGAGGCUGCAGGAGCAGCUCACGCACCUGCUCAAGAGCGCCUUCGUGGUGGAGCAGCAGCCCAGCACCCCCAACGCCGGGAAGCGGCCCCUGGUGCUCCGAACCACCGGGAAGUUCUCGACCCGCGCCCGCCUCCUGGUGAGGCUGCAGGACCGCAACCACCGCAUGGAGGCGCGGAUCCACAUCGACAGGAACCCUCCCAACAUCAAAGGGUUCCGCCGGUUCAACAUCCUGACAUCGAGCAGCAAAACGCUCCUGGCCGGGGACAGUCCCCAGGAGGGGCUGAUCUGCGACUUCCAGUACCUCACGCUGAAGGAGCAGAAGGACAGCAGGGCUGGCAAGGGCAAAGGUGCCAGCGGCGAGGGUCCCCUGGUGGUGACAGAGGAGCUGCACCUCAUCACCUUCACGCUGGCCUACGCCUACUGCGGGCUGGAGCUGGAGCUGGAGGCCACCACGCUGCCCUUUGUCAUCAUCUCCAACAACAACCAGUUCUCCAGCGCCUGGGCCUCCAUCCUCUGGUUCAACAUGCUCAGCUCUGACCCCAAGGCCCAGCAGUUCUUCUCGUCCCCCCCUCCGGCCCCGUGGCCGCGGCUGGCCGAGGUGCUGAGCUGGCAGUUCCAGAGCGUGGCCGAGCGGGGCCUGAGCCGGGACAACCUCCUGAUGCUGGCCAAGAAACUCCUGGGCUCGAAGCCGUCACCGAACAGCACCGUGGCCUGGCACAAGUUCUCAAAGGAUGGAGCCUCCGGUUUCUCCUUCUGGGCCUGGCUGGACGGGAUCCUGGGGCUGCUCCAGGAGCACCUCAAGCAGCUCUGGAAGAACGGACUCAUCCUGGGCUUCGUGAGCCGCAAGCAGGAGGAGAAGCUGCUCAAGUCCAAGAGGACGGGGACGUUCCUGCUGCGCUUCAGCGAGAGCGUCCUGGGUGGUGUCACCUUCACCUGGGUGGAGCACAACGAGACAGGACCCCCCACUUUCCACGCCGUGGAGCCCUACACAGCCUCGGAGCUGGUGUCGCUGGCCCUGCCCGACAUCAUCCGUGACUACCACAUGAGCCUGGAGGAGAAGAAUCCAGAAAAUCCCCUCAAGUUCCUGUACCCCAACACCGCCCGGGACGAGGCCUUCGGGCCCUACUACAGCCAGAGGCUGGAGGGGAACCUGAGCGAGUCCCAGAAAUACCUGAACCGGCGCCUCAUCCGCGUGUCCUCCAGGCCGCCCAACCGGCGUCAGACCGAGGAGGAGCUGCAGGCGGCCACCGAGAACCUGGAGACGCUGCAGCUGCAGCCCCGAGGGCAGGGGACACCCGGGGACCUGGGGACACCUCUGGGGGUGCCCACGAGCCCAGGGACACCUCAUGGGGUGGCCUCAAGCCCAGGGACACUGCAGAUGGUGGCCAUGAGCCCAGGGACACUACAGGUCACCCCUGAGAUCUUGGGGACACCUCAGACUCUGCAGAUGGUGGCCACGAGUCCAGGGACACCACAGGUCACCCCUGGGAGCUUGGGGACACUUCAAGGUGUGACCAUGAGCCCAGGGACACUACAGGUCACCCCUGAGAUCUUGGGCACACUUCAAGGGGUGACAGCGAGCCCAGGGACACUGCAGGUCACCCCUGGGAACCUGGGGACACUUCAAGGGGUGGCAGCGAGCCCAGGGACAGUUCAGAUGGUGGCCACGAGCCCAGGGACACCACAGGUCACCCCUGGGAACCUGGGGACAUCAAAGGUGGUGGCCACGAGCCCAGGGACUGUGCAGAUGGUGGCCAUGAGCCCAGGGACACUUCAGGUCACCCCUGGGAACUUGGGGACACCUCAGACUCUGCAGAUGGUGGCCAUGAGCCCAGGGACACUUCAGGUCACCCCUGGGAACCUGGGGACACCACAGGUGGGGACCCUGCAGCCCCCAGGCUUGGGGACACUACAACCACAGCCCCAAAGCCUGGAGCCACCACAGGUGACACCAGGAGCCCCCAACCUCCAGGGGACACUGCAGGUGGCACCAGGAGCUGUGCAGGUGCUGCCUGGGGGGCUGCAGGUGCUGCAGGUGGCCUCAGGGGACUUGGGGACACCGCAGGGGACAGCGGAGUUGGGGACACUGCCAGCAGAGCUGAGGGACCUGGAGCUGCUGCCAGGGGGACAGGACAUGCAGGAGCUGCUGCAGGGGCUGCAGGCACCCUCGGGGACCUUGGGGACGUUGGGGACACUGGGAGUGGCCGAGCUGAUGCCGGACGUGGUGGCGACCUUGGAGGAGAGCCUGGAGGAGAGCUUGGAGCAGAGCUUCCAGCUGAGCCCUGGCAGCGCGGCUCUCCUGGCCCAGCACGAUCCGUUCCUGCCUCAGCCCGAGGACUCGGCCCUGCCCGCGGUGCCCUCGCUGUUCACCGACCUGCCCCCGCUGCACAUCGACGCCAGCGACUUCCAGUGACCCCUCCCCUCCCAGAGACCCCCUCCAGUGACCCCUCCCCCAUCCUCUCCUUUCCAGGGACCCCUCCCCUCCUGGGGACCCCUCUCCGGUCCCUUCCCUUCCGGGGACCCCUCCCCAACCCUUUCCGUUCCAGGGAUCCCUCCCCAGCCCCUUCCAGGGACCCCUCCCUGGUCCCCUCCCUCCCGGGGACCUCUUCCAGGGACCCCCUCCCGGGUCCCUUUCAUUCCAGGGACCCCUCCCCUCCCGGGAACCCCUUCCCUCCCAGGGACCCCUCUCCAGACCCUUUCGCUCCAGGGACCCCUCGCCGGUCCCUUCUCUUCCAGAGACCCCUCCCCAGCCCCUUCCAGGGACCCCGCCUCGGUCCCUUCUCUUCCAGAGACCCCUCCCCAGCCCCUUCCAGGGACCCCGCCUCGGUCCCCUCCUUUCCGGGGAUCCCUCCCCAGUCCCUUUCGUUCCAGUGACCCUUCCCCGGUCUCUUCGUUUCCCGGGACCCCUCUCUGGUCUCUUCCCUUCCAGGGACCCCUCCCCUGUCUCUUCCCUCCUGGGGACCCCUCCUUGGUCCCUUCCCUUCCAGGAACCCCUUCCGGAGACCCCUCCUCAGUCCCUUCCCUUGCGUGGACCCCUCUCCAGUCUCUUUCGUUACAGGGACCCCUCCCCAGUCCCUUCCCUCCUGGAGACCCCUCCUCAGCCCCUUCCGUUCCGGGGACCCCUCUCCGGUUUCUUCCCUCUCGGGGACCCCUCCCCACCCCCCUCUCUGUAAAUUAACCCCUCCCCACCCCUUUAUCUGUAAAUUAACCCCUUCCCUCCCACCCCCCCCGCACGCACUCGCCG
Zonotrichia leucophrys gambelii is the source of this 4672-nucleotide messenger RNA. It is a transcript of the gene STAT2, whose product is annotated as signal transducer and activator of transcription 2. The transcript has 24 exons. The record is from RefSeq and is a predicted model, not a curated record. Gene Ontology annotation, biological process: defense response; type I interferon-mediated signaling pathway; cell surface receptor signaling pathway via JAK-STAT. NCBI's taxonomy places the organism in Eukaryota, Metazoa, Chordata, Aves, Passeriformes, Passerellidae. Gene Ontology annotation, molecular function: DNA-binding transcription factor activity, RNA polymerase II-specific; RNA polymerase II cis-regulatory region sequence-specific DNA binding. Bases 518 to 3841 code for a protein of 1107 amino acids.